UAAAUCCUCCAUGGCUGCAGAGCUCGGCCUUGUCUCUUUGACCCAGCUCCAGCAACAACUGCUCCUCUCGGCUGCUCAUUCUCAACCAGAUACCAGCUCAACUGGCGACCGUAGCUCUUCGUGGAUGUGGAACCCUAACCCUAGCCCAAAGCAUCAGCAACCCGGGGGCCUGUUAGAAGAGAAAGAUGACUCAUGGGAGGUUAGGGCCUUUGCAGAGGAUACCGGCAGCAUUAUGGGCACCACCUGGCCCCCCAGGUCCUACACCUGCACAUUUUGCCGGAGAGAGUUCCGGUCUGCCCAAGCCCUGGGGGGUCACAUGAACGUCCAUCGCAGGGACCGUGCCAGAUUGCACCAGACACAGUAUUCUCCCACAGGCCGCCCUUGCAGCUUCCCUACAACCUCGAAUUCCACCACGCCGCCUCCCCCUCUGAUAAUCUCGAACCAAGAUUUCGCCGCCCAACGAGGACUGUGCCUUCUCUACCAGCUACCUAACCCUAACGGCUUCAUCAGCACAAGAACAAUCAACAAUAAUACGUGUCUUGAUUCUUCCUCACCCUCUACUCUUCUCUCCAUCUCGGCUUAUCGACCGAAUACAAACAGCUCAAGUAAUUCUCCUCGCAGCGAAGCAGAAACUUCUUCUGAUGAAGGUACCAAGAUGAAGAAGAGUAAUAAUAUCAGCAAGGAGUCUUCAGUAGAAAUUGAUUUGGAGCUCCGACUUGGGCAAAGACCGUCUUGAUCGAAGAACAAACAAGCACUCACAUGAUCAAACUUAAGCGUGUAAUUUUUUUUUUUCCCCUUCUUAAGAAUGCUGCUUGAAAAAGAAGAGAGCACAAGCUCAAGCUGUGUACCAUAAUAUCUGUUUGUCAUACAUAAAUACAAACUGUCUUCCCCCUUUA
Messenger RNA from Punica granatum (pomegranate), 896 nucleotides. The record is from RefSeq and is a predicted model, not a curated record. Lineage: Eukaryota; Viridiplantae; Streptophyta; Magnoliopsida; Myrtales; Lythraceae.